AUGGGUGUCAUAAACGAUAAUCUUAGUGUGCUCUACCUGGGCGUGGCUGCUGCCAUGUACUUCCGACCAGAAUAUGCCAUCCUCGGGUCAAAGGCUGGAACGCUGAUUCUAUCAUUUGCGAUUCUGACCGCUUGGAAAAUACUCUAUCAACUCGCGUUAUAUCCUGCAUUUUUCACACCGAUCAAACACAUUCAGGCACCAUCGGGCCGAAAUUGGCUGAGGGGAAACACCGAGACCAUCUUUCUCGAGACUCCUUACAAGCGGAUGCAAGAAUGGGCGGCGAAACUGCCAAAUGAAGGCCUCAUCCGAUACUAUAUCGUCGGAAACCUAGAACGAGUCGUUCUCACCAGCCCCAAGGCACUCAGCGAACUGCUAGUGACAAAAGCAUACGACUUUGAAAAGCCCAAGACAUUGCGACAAAGCUUACGCCGUAUCGUUGGAGAUGGUAUCCUGCUUGCUGAGGGUGACGAACACAAGAUCCAACGCAAGAACUUGAUGCCUGCUUUUGCAUACCGCCAUAUUAAGGACCUAUAUCCAAUCUUCUGGUCCAAGAGUGUGGAAAUGGUCAAGCUGAUCCAGCAGGAUCUGGAAGAGCGACGAGCCUCUGGAGACAAAGACAACACCACCACUGUCCGCAACUGGGCAAGUCGCGCUACGUUGGAUAUUAUCGGGGUAGCAGGCAUGGACCACGACUUCGAUUCUUUGAGCGACCCCUCCAAUAAACUCAACCGAUCAUACCAACAGAUCUUCCAAUCUCCCGGCCUCGGCACCAAGAUCCUAUUCAUUAUUGGAAUGUUGAUGGGAAACAUCACUCUCCUCCAGAAGAUGCCGACGCAACGCAAUAAACGCAUCGACGAGGGUGGCGAAGUUAUCCGCGACGUUGCCCGACAGAUGAUCCGGCAGAAGAAGGAGAAGAUGAAGGAUUCCAACUCGCAGACGGGCGUCGAUAUUAUCUCCGUCGCAAUGCAUAGCGGUGUCAUGGAUGAAGAGAAUUUGGUCGACCAAUUAAUGACCUUCCUGGGAGCAGGCCACGAAACCACUGCCACGGCGAUGCAAUGGGCCGUUUACGCACUCUGCAAGAAUCCCGAAGUCCAGGUUAAACUGCGCGAGGAAAUCCGCGCGAAUCUCCCCUCGAUAUCAUCCGAUGAGGCUGGUAACAUUGAUGCUACCACGAUCGACAACCUCCCCUAUCUCCACGCCGUCUGCAACGAAAUCCUCCGCUUCCAUCCAUCCGUCCCAGGCACAAUCCGCACAGCAGUCAAGGAUACAUCACUCGUUGGCCAUGCGAUUCCCAAAGGCACGACUCUCAUCAUCGCCCCCGAAGUCCUGAACCAUAUGGAGGAGCUAUGGGGACCAGAUGCGGAUAAAUUUAACCCGGACCGAUUCAUGGGCCCGGGCAAGGCGAACACGGGCGGUGCUACUAGCAACUACGCAUUCUUGACUUUCAUUCACGGCCCACGCAGCUGCAUCGGUCAGGGCUUUGCUAAGGCUGAGCUAGCUUGUCUGGUCGCUGCUACGGUUGGUCGGUUCCAUAUGGAGUUGAAAUAUCCCGAUCGAGAGCUGGAGCUUCGUGAGGGUGCUACUGUCUCGCCGAAGGAUGGUGUUUUGGCUGUUUUUACCCCGUUGGAGGGAUGGUAG
This is a messenger RNA of Penicillium cataractarum, 1638 nucleotides long. RefSeq names its product cytochrome P450. Lineage: Eukaryota; Fungi; Ascomycota; Eurotiomycetes; Eurotiales; Aspergillaceae. The transcript has 3 exons. Bases 1 to 1638 code for a protein of 545 amino acids. Gene Ontology annotation, molecular function: heme binding; oxidoreductase activity, acting on paired donors, with incorporation or reduction of molecular oxygen; monooxygenase activity. The record is from RefSeq and is a predicted model, not a curated record.